AUGGAGGAAUCAUACAAAGACAGGACUUCAUUAGUGAAAGGGGCAAAAGAUAUUGCCAAAGAGGUAAAGAGACAAGCUGUGAAAAAAGUGAAUAAAGCUGUUGACAAAGCUCAGGAUGGCUACACACAGAGGUCCUACAGUCGAUUCCAGGACGAGGAAGAUGAUGAUGAUUACUACGUCCAAGGAGGAAAUUAUGGUGUGGAAGCUAAUGAUGAUGAAGGAUCAAGUGAAGCAACUGAAGGGCACGAUGAAGAUGAUGAAAUUUAUGAAGGGGAGUAUCAGGGAAUCCCCAACAUGGGGCAGGGCAAAGAUGGCAUGGUGGCCUUAGGGCAACCUGUGCGUGAUGAGUAUAAAGAUCGUCAUGAACUGGAAACAGAAAGGAAAGCUGAUGAAGAAGAAUUAGCACAGCAGUACGAACUGAUAAUACAAGAAUGUGGCCAUGGUCGAUUCCAGUGGGCCCUGUUUUUUGUUUUGGGAAUGGCUCUAAUGGCUGAUGGAGUAGAAGUUUUUGUGGUUGGAUUUGUGUUGCCCAGUGCUGAGACAGAUAUGUGUAUACCCAAUUCUGGAUCAGGAUGGCUUGGUAGCAUAGUGUACCUUGGGAUGAUGGUGGGGGCAUUCUUCUGGGGAGGCUUGGCAGACAAGGUGGGAAGGAGACAGUCACUCCUGAUAUGCAUGUCUAUCAAUGGAUUCUUUGCCUUCCUUUCAUCAUUUGUCCAGGGCUAUGGCUUCUUCCUCUUCUGUCGUUUGUUUUCUGGAUUUGGGAUUGGUGGAGCUGUGCCAACAGUCUUCUCCUAUUUUUCGGAAGUGCUUGCUCGGGAGAAACGAGGAGAACACCUGAGUUGGCUCUGUAUGUUUUGGAUGAUUGGUGGUAUCUAUGCUUCUGCAAUGGCUUGGGCAAUCAUUCCUCAUUAUGGAUGGAGUUUCAGCAUGGGAUCUGCUUAUCAGUUUCACAGUUGGAGAGUAUUUGUGAUCGUCUGUGCAUUGCCCUGUGUCUCUUCUGUGGUAGCCCUCACCUUUAUGCCAGAAAGUCCACGGUUCUUGCUGGAGAUUGGAAAACACGAUGAAGCUUGGAUGAUACUCAAGCAAAUUCACGACACAAACAUGCGAGCUCGUGGUCAGCCUGAGAAAGUCUUCACAGUUAACCGAAUUAAAACUCCGAAGCAGAUAGAUGAGCUCAUAGAAAUAGAGAGUGAUACAGGAACUUGGUACAGGAGGUGUUUUGUUAGAAUUCGCACAGAGCUAUAUGGUAUUUGGUUGACUUUCAUGAGAUGCUUCAACUACCCGGUAAAGGACAAUACAGUCAAGCUCACAAUUGUGUGGUUCACCCUGUCCUUUGGCUACAAUGGCUUAUCUGUCUGGUUUCCUGAUGUCAUUAAACACCUUCAAUCAGAUGAGUAUGCAUCCCGAGUGAAACUUUUCCGCAACGAGGAGGUUUCAAAUUUUGUCUUCAACUUUACACUGGAAAAUCAAAUUCAUAGCAGCGGAGAAUACAUCAAUGACAGGUUUGUCAUGAUGAAGUUUAAAUCAGUAACCUUUGAAGAUUCACUUUUUAAGAACUGUGUGUUUGAAGACAUAACUUCCCUGAAUACAUACUUCAGGAACUGCACUUUUGUGAAUACCACCUUCUACAACACAGAUCUCGAGCAAUAUAAAUUUGUUGACAGUGAUUUUAUAAAUUGCACAUUUUUUCACAUCAGGACAGGAUGCCAGAUUUCCUUUGAUGAUGACUAUAGUGCCUACUGGAUUUAUUUUGUUAAUUUUCUGGGAACGUUGGCAGUGUUACCGGGGAACAUUGUUUCUGCUCUUCUGAUGGAUAGAAUUGGACGUUUAACAAUGCUAGGUGGUUCCAUGGUUCUCUCUGGCAUAAGCUGUUUCUUUCUGUGGUUUGGGACCAGUGAAUCCAUGAUGAUAGGUAUGUUGUGCCUCUAUAAUGGCCUCACCAUCUCAGCCUGGAACUCUCUUGAUGUCAUUACUGUAGAGCUGUAUCCUACAGACAGAAGGGCAACCGGCUUUGGCUUUUUGAAUGCACUAUGCAAAGCAGCGGCUGUACUUGGAAACUUGAUAUUUGGUUCCCUUGUUGGUAUCACCAAAGCAAUCCCUAUUCUCCUUGCUUCUACUGUUCUAGUAUGUGGAGGUCUGGUAGGACUUCGACUUCCUGACACAAGAACCCAGGUGUUAAUGUAA
Messenger RNA from Centrocercus urophasianus (Greater sage-grouse), 2184 nucleotides. It is a transcript of the gene SV2C, whose product is annotated as synaptic vesicle glycoprotein 2C. Bases 1 to 2184 code for a protein of 727 amino acids. The record is from RefSeq and is a predicted model, not a curated record. The transcript is spliced from 12 exons. Gene Ontology annotation, biological process: transmembrane transport; chemical synaptic transmission. Lineage: Eukaryota; Metazoa; Chordata; Aves; Galliformes; Phasianidae. Gene Ontology annotation, cellular component: membrane. Gene Ontology annotation, molecular function: transmembrane transporter activity.